AUGUCGGUCGAUGCAUGGGACGAGUAUUUAAGAAUGUCCUCAUGCAUGUGCCGGAAUAGUCUUGACCAUUUUUGUAAAGGUAUCGGUGAUCUAUAUGAACGGCGAAAUCUGAGGAGUCCGACCUCCAAUGACAUCCCGCUUUUAUACGCGGCCCAUCAAGGAAAACACGACUUUUCUGAGAAAUUGGGUACAUCUAGAUUGCAUGCAUUGGGAUUGGGAGGCAUGCCCGACUGCUUGGAAAGAUCAACACACCCGAGUGCAAACAACGAUCUUGUUGUCUUACAAUCAUGGAAUCUUUUCGAUGAUAAGGACGAGGUUGCACCGGAUUCAUCAUUUUAUGCAAAUGAUGUGCAUUACAAGUACGAGUAUCAUCUUAUUGAUGGUAUAUAUCCAGAGUGGACCGUGUUAAUGAAAAUUCUCUCAUGCCAUGAUGAUGGAAGACACAUGUAUUACAGGAAAAAACAUGAGUCCACGGGAAAAGAUAUCGAACAAGUAUUUGGGGUGUUAAAGAAAUGUUAG
Messenger RNA from Helianthus annuus (common sunflower), 519 nucleotides. RefSeq lists its product as uncharacterized. Bases 1 to 519 code for a protein of 172 amino acids. NCBI's taxonomy places the organism in Eukaryota, Viridiplantae, Streptophyta, Magnoliopsida, Asterales, Asteraceae. The transcript is spliced from 3 exons. The record is from RefSeq and is a predicted model, not a curated record.